CUCAUCGACAUUGCAGGAGCUCCUAAACUUUACGUGCAAGGACUUUCUUGUGUAUUUCAGUGCACCUGCUUUACUUUCCUUUGCUUUAAUGGCGCCUGUGGCGAAGCAGAUUGAUCUUUCCGGCGGGUUCUGCAUGGAGCAGAAAGAUCCCCUGAAUUGGGGGGCGGCGGCGGAGUCGCUCAAGGGGAGCCAUUUGGAUGAGGUGAAGCAGAUGGUGGAACAGUUCCGCCGCCCGGCUGUGAAGCUCGGCGGGGAGACGCUGACUAUAUCGCAGGUAGCUGCAAUCGCCGCCAGGGGGAACGCCGUGACGGUGGAGCUGUCGGAGACGGCGAGAGGUCGCGUUAAGGCUAGCAGCGACUGGGUCAUGGAAAGCAUGGGUAAGGGGACCGACAGCUAUGGCGUCACCACCGGCUUCGGCGCCACCUCCCACCGGAGAACCAAGCAAGGCGGAGCUCUUCAGAAGGAGCUCAUUAGAUUCUUGAACGCCGGAAUAUUCGGGGACUCGCCGGACUCCGGCCACGCGCUGCCGCAUCCGGCGACGAGAGCAGCAAUGCUUGUCCGAAUCAACACCCUUCUUCAAGGAUAUUCCGGCAUUAGAUUCGAGAUUCUCGAGGCGAUCACAGAAUUCCUGAAUCACAACAUCACGCCUCGCUUGCCCCUUCGCGGGACGAUUACUGCAUCAGGAGAUCUCGUGCCGUUAUCCUACCUCGCCGGAAUGCUGACGGGGCGGCCGAACGCCAAAGCAGUUGGUCCCGCCGGGGAAGCCUUGAAUGCCGAGGAGGCCUUUAAGCUCGCCGGAAUUAAUGGCGGUUUCUUCGAGCUGCAGCCGAAGGAGGGACUUGCACUUGUCAAUGGCACCGCCGUUGGCUCUGGAUUGGCCUCCAUUGCUGUAUAUGAGGCCAAUGUUCUUGCUCUGCUAGCAGAAGUUACGUCCGCCAUUUUUGCUGAGGUUAUGAACGGGAAGCCCGAGUUUACCGAUCAUUUGACGCACAAAUUGAAGCACCAUCCGGGACAGAUCGAGGCGGCAGCUAUAAUGGAGCACAUUCUUGAUGGGAGUUCUUACGUCAAGGCAGCUCAGAAGUUGCACGAUAUGGAUCCAUUGCAGAAGCCGAAGCAAGACAGAUAUGCUCUGAGGACGUCGCCGCAGUGGCUGGGGCCUCAAAUCGAAGUCAUUAGGACAGCGACGAAAAUGAUCGAGAGGGAGAUCAAUUCGGUGAACGACAACCCAUUGAUCGAUGUCUCGAGGAACAAGGCUUUGCACGGUGGGAAUUUUCAGGGGACGCCGAUAGGAGUGGCUAUGGAUAAUGUCAGAUUGGCUGUUGCAUCUAUCGGGAAGCUGAUGUUUGCUCAAUUUUCGGAACUUGUCAAUGAUUUUUACAACAAUGGAUUGCCAUCGAAUCUUUCAGGUGGGAGGGACCCGAGCUUGGACUAUGGCAUGAAGGGAGCUGAGAUCGCCAUGGCUGCCUACUGUUCAGAGCUUCAAUUCUUGGCGAAUCCAGUGACGAACCAUGUGCAGAGUGCUGAGCAGCAUAACCAGGAUGUGAACUCACUGGGUUUGAUCUCUUCGAGGAAAACAGUCGAAGCACUCGACAUUCUUAAGCUUAUGUCGUCGACAUACUUGAUUGCACUCUGCCAGGCCAUUGAUUUGAGGCAUUUGGAGGAGAAUCUGAGGCAGGUUGUCAAGAACACUGUCAGCAAAGUAGCCAGGAAAACUUUAACCACAGUGGCUACCGGGGAACUUCAUCCGGCAAGAUUCUGUGAGAAAGAUUUGCUCAGUGCGGUCGACCAUGAAUAUGUCUUUGCAUACAUAGAUGAUCCUUGCAGCGCAACCUACCCAUUGAUGCAGAAGCUGAGGAAAGUGCUCGUGGAUCACGCAUUGAGCAAUGGUGAUGGUGAGAUGAACACAAGCACAUCCAUCUUCUUGAAGAUUGAAGCUUUUGAGGAUGAACUGAAGACCCAUUUGCCUAAAGAAGUCGAGACUGCAAGAACCGCCGUGGAGGGAGGAAAUCCGGCGAUCCCUAACAGGAUUAAAGAUUGCAGGUCGUACCCUCUGUACAAAUUCAUCCGACAGGACAUUGGAACGGAUAUUCUUGCAGGUGAGAAGGUUACAUCUCCUGGUGAAGAAAGUGACAAGGUGUUUGCAGCAUUGAACAAUGGGUUGAUUGUCGAUCCAUUGCUGGCAUGUCUCGAGUCCUGGAAUGGUGCCCCUCUUCCCAUCAACUAGUUCUUGUUUUUAUUAAUGUCUUCAAUUCAAUAAUUGGGAUGUAGUUUUCAUCAUGUCUUCAGAUGCUCACAGUUUACCUUGAAAAACAAAACAAACUUCGUUUUCGCGAGGUACAAAAUGGCCUUUUGACUUGACACUUGUCUUGCAGCCAUUUCUUGUAUUAAAGGGACGGAUUCUCCCUCUCUGUCGUUCUAAGGGCCAUUAUAACAAUUAUUCGAUUCCUACUGUA
Andrographis paniculata is the source of this 2453-nucleotide messenger RNA. RefSeq names its product phenylalanine ammonia-lyase-like. NCBI's taxonomy places the organism in Eukaryota, Viridiplantae, Streptophyta, Magnoliopsida, Lamiales, Acanthaceae. Gene Ontology annotation, molecular function: ammonia-lyase activity. Gene Ontology annotation, cellular component: cytoplasm. The record is from RefSeq and is a predicted model, not a curated record. The coding region runs from base 89 to 2224 and encodes 711 amino acids. Gene Ontology annotation, biological process: L-phenylalanine catabolic process. The transcript has 2 exons.